GGGUGUUGUGAGGGCUGAGCUACAGUAAAUGACAGGGUGUAGCUUGCUGUUUAGCUAGCUGUGGAGCUAGUGGCGAUGCCUCAAUCAGAAUGAUAUCGCAGAGGGAAAGAGGGGAACUCGCUCGAUUCUACACUGUUACAGACCCCAAGAAGCACAGGAAGGGCUACACGGUGUAUAAAGUCACAGCCAGGAUCAUCUCGAGGAAGAACCCAGAAGACGUGCAGGAGAUCACAGUGUGGAAGCGAUACAGUGAUUUUAAGAAGCUGCACAAAGAUCUCUGGCAGAUUCACCGAAAUCUCUAUAGGCAGUCUGAGCUUUUCCCUCCGUUCGCCAAGGCCAAAGUCUUUGGCCGGUUUGAUGAGUCUGUGAUUGAGGAGAGGAGGCAGUGUUCAGAGGACUUGUUGCAGUUCAGCGCGAACAUUCCAGCUCUCUACGGCAGCCAGCAUAUACAGGACUUCUUUAAGGACGGAGAGGUGCAGGACGGCUCCGAUCUUAUUGGGCCGGCAGAACCCUUCUCUGACUUCUUGGCCGACAGCCUAUCAGACAGCAGCUCUGACGUUCAUAAGGACAUUGGUGGAGUGGACGAUUUGACCGUUACCAGUCAGUCAGAAUAUGGAGGUCCGUCCAGUGACAGUGAUUUGAUUUCCCUGCUGGUCGAUGGAGACUCCCUAGCCGAGCUGGACGAUGGAAUGGCCUCAGGUCGCAGUUCCCCAAACCUCACAGCAGGUGGCAGCAGGAGGGACGUAUCCCCCAGCAGGCCGGAGCUAGAGCCCAGUCGGGUCAGCAAGGCGGCGCUGUUUCCCUCCAGCCUUUGCAAGAAGGACUACCUAGAAAAGGCCAGCGAGCAGAUUGGAUUGGCUGUCCAGAAAGAGGUGGAGCAGGACUUCGCAGCUGCAUUUUCCUACUACCGCAGUGGAGUGGAUUUACUACUACAAGGAGUCCAAGGUGAGGCGAGUCCGAGCCGGAGAGAGGCUGUGAAGAAGAAGACUGCCGAGUAUCUGAUGCGCGCUGAGCUCAUCUCCAGCACGCACCUCAAAGACAGCAUGGGCCAGAACUCCACUCAGAACCGGGCGCUGGCCGCUCAGUGUUGUAAGGGAUCGUGGGGUCAGCAGACUCAGGCUGAUGAACUUUCCAACUACAGAGUACUAGGGGUCAUCGACAAGGUCCUGCUGGUGAUGGACAAGAGAACUCAGGAGAUGUUUGUUCUAAAGGGGCUGAGGAAGAGUAGCGAGUGUGGGCGAGUGAAGAAGACCGUUGUCCCGCGGACGGUGCCCAACAUGGUGCGGCUCAGGAAGUUCAUCGUCUGUGAAGACUCCAUCUUCCUGCUGUUGCACUAUGCUGAGGGAGGCAAACUGUGGUCUCACAUCACCAAGUACCUCCAUCAGGGCACUCCAGAGGAGAGCUUCGAUAUCCCCUUCAUCCAGAAGUCCCACACGGCGAGCGUGCGCUGUGCUGAACGUCUGGACCCGGCCUUGGCCAGCUCGGACAGUGCUGGAUCUCACCCCAGCCUGGAGCAGGAGGAGGAGGAGGAGGAGGAGGAAGAGGGCACUGCUUCACUUGGCCUUCCCCAGCUGAGCACCCUGAGCCUGAGGGAUAACAGCUUGCAGGCCCCUCCACCAGGCUCUGGAGACACGUCUGAGGAAGAGUGUACAAACAGCUACUUGACUCUAUGCAAUGAAUAUGAACAGGAAAAGAUAGAACCCGGGACUCUGGGUGACGAAGAGAAGGAGGAUGCUGAGGAGGCGGAGGAAGACUCCUGCAUCACCGCAGGCGAGGGUUCCGGCAUUGCCGCAGCUACGUCCUUGUCCCGCACGCGUUCUUUGAUAAGCGGCGACAGCUUGUGCUCUCCAAUCACAACACAGGAGCUGCGGUUCUUCACAGAGGAUGAGGAUCUUAGUGACCCGCGCACUCUGGAUACUCUAGACUCUCUGGACCGAUCCAAACGUUCCCCGAUGGAGCUGUUCCGUAUAGACAGCAAAGACAGCGCCGACCUCUCCCGAGGCCUGUUCUCAACCUCUGACCUGGGCUCGGAGGUCACGGAGGACCCUCUGGAGGUGGGUGAGGUUGUGGAGGUCAAAGGUCACGUGACGGACCUCUGGCGCUUCGACAGUGAUCAAGGUUCUAAUGAGUCUGUACCGGUGAUCUCCUUCAAAGACGCCAUGGUGGAGGACGAGGGACGGCCUCCUGACUUGUUAGUCAACCUGCCCCGAGUCAGAGGGGGCACUGGGGUCACCGUGGAUGAUUUGGAGGAGGAGCUUGUGGCAGCAGGCGUGGCUUUUGCAGUAGAAGCUAAGCCCUCUCCGAAAUUUGGCAAACCUGACGUGCUGCAGCUGGGAGAGGAGGCGGGGCUAGACCUGUCACUCAAGGCGAAUAAUGAUGAGGUAGACGGGCUUGCUUUCUCUAAUUUAGAUAAAGAUUCCAAUACGGAUCCUCCUUCUAUUCGCAGUAAUGCUGUGCCUAACAAACUUUCAAGCUCUCUUUCUCCCUCCAACUCACUCACUCCAUUACCACAGUUCUCUGAACUGCUGCACUCCACCGACCCCAGGACCGAGGCCUGCCCCACACUGCUGAAACUGUCUGCACAAACGGGGUCCGAGGUCCCGGAGAUCACAGGGGCUCGGGUGGAGAGAGAGGGGCGCAGCGUCACAGAACUGUUCCGUGAGCUGGACGAGCUGGCCGAGGUGGCGCUGCACACGCACAUCCCAGAGACGCUGGUCAGGAGCUGGGCCGUGGACAUGCUGCUGGCCCUGGAUGCUCUCCAUCAGGAGGGUGUUAUCUGCAAAGACCUUAACCCUAACAACAUACUGCUGGAUCACAGAGGUCAUGUAGAGUUGACGUAUUUCUGCAGCUGGAAUGAAGUAGAGGAGUCAUGUGAUCCUGACGCCGUCAGUAAGAUGUUCUGUGCACCAGAGGUGGGCGGGAUUUCUGAAGAGACGGCAGCCUGUGAUUGGUGGAGUUUGGGAGCGGUUCUCUAUGAGCUUCUGACUGGAAAGUCUCUCCAUCAGUGCCAUCCUGCAGGGAUCAGCAGACACACUUCUCUAAACAUUCCGGAUUUCGUGUCGGAGGAGGCCAGGUCUCUGCUGGAGCAGUUGUUGCAGUAUAACCCGGUGGAGAGGCUGGGGGCAGGCGUGGCCGGAGUGGAGGAUAUAAAGUCUCACCCGUUCUUUGCUCGAGUGGACUGGCCUAAAUGACUCUGCCUGUAACGUGUGAACAGACUGCCUGAACUGUAAACUGACGUCUGAACUCUACAGUGUGAGUGAAUGUGUGUGUGUUUGCGUGUUUCUGUGAGAAAGGACUUUUCUGGUUUCCUGAUCAUCUCCAUCUCCAAGUCUCUUCUGAAGAUCAGAAGAUCACCUGCAGGACGUCUCUGCCUGUCUCAGCCUGAACCAUACACACUCCGCUGGAUCUAGAGUCUUUAGUGUUCAGGUAAAAAACUCUAAAACCAAAAGACACUGAAGAAAUCUGGACAGGCAACAUCCCUCUCUCUUUACACCAAGCUGUCCAUCUUCGUUCAACAUCUUUUACAGCACAGGUGCCAGGCUUUCACAUUCCCUGCUGCUGUCCCUCAACAUUCCUUAAUAUUCUGUCCUUCCAGAACUUAGACAUGAUCACAAGAAUCUGAGAGAAAAGUUUAUCUUAGCAUCAGUCUCUCCUUCACUCCCUGUCAUGUGUAAAAAAAACUCUAUGAGCACAAUUAUUGCACAUUAUACUGCAUUCAUAAGGCAUUAGCCUAAUAAAACUGCUUAAAGUAUUAUAGUCAUGUAUAUUAUGUUAUAAGAUUUGUGAUCAUAAUACGUCAUAAGCUGUAAAUUGUACACCUGGGGAAGAAUAUCAGAUAUCUAAUCUCUUCCCAUGAUCAAAUUUGGUCACUUUACUCAGAGUGUACAAAGACAUGUUAUAAUACUUAAAUACGUAAUAAAAACAAUACAUAAUACAUAAAUUACUGUAAUUAUAAUAUUCAGAAUAAGGACUAUAUCAUUUAUUAGUGGUCAAAUGUAUUUAUAGCUUGGUUUAGCAGGCAGCUUUAGUACUGCCUAUUUUUACACUGUGCAACCUUUUCUUGGUAUUGAGCUAUAACAUAUUAUAAACAUCUUAUGAAACAUUAUCAUCACAAUUUAUAAAGCAUAAUAUACAUAUACAUGCCUUUUUAAUGGCUAUUAUACAUUUUUAUAAAUAGGUAUAGCCAUGUAUAUAUUGCCUAUUAUACCACAGUUAGUUCCGACCGUGCAGUGUGAUUGGCUGAGAGGCGUUCUAUGAGUACCAUUAUCAGCCGGUAAUGCACUGAAACCAAAACUCUCCAUGUAUUUCUUCGCCACAUACAGGUAACCUAGCAACGAUGCAGCUCUUACAAGCCAAACAGCGCAGCUACAAACAGAGCAGCAAUGGAACUAUUUUAACUCACAGAGUUUUUGUAACCUAACAGAUUGUAUUUUCUCUUCUCUUUAACUCAAAAUAUUUCCGUCAACAGUGACAAUGGAACUGUGGUGUAAUCCCAAUAAUACACUCGAGGUUCAUGCUAUAGCACUCCCUCUCGUGUGUUAUUGGUUAAAUCAAUGCAAAAUAAUGUGUAAUAAAUGUGUUCAUAUUCAUAGCAAACCCUUUCUGAAUGCAUCCCAACUUUUAAUUACAUAGAUUUGUUUUAAUUAGCUUAAUUCCUCUAUAAGAAUAUAGAAAAAAUAUUAUCUGCACCACCAAACAGAUGUUUAUUGUGAAGUGCUAAGUUCUGGACGUUGUUAAAGGCCAGCGAUCAGCACCAGUCCUGCUCUGAAACUCUUUCAUCUCAUGUUUAUUAAAGUGAGAGGUGGAAACUGUUAACGCUGCACAUGAACUUCAUCACUGCACUCAAAGAAUCUCUGACUUUUGUGCAAUAUGACAUUUAAAGUCACCUAAUUGGAUCAUAGCUUGUUUCUGUUUUAGGGUAUUAUUAUUAUUUUUAUUAUUAUUAUAAUAUAUACAUUUUUUUUGUUGCACUCGAACGUGGUGCCAAGCCGAGGCCAACUUCUCUGCAAUUAUGUGAGCUGGAUGAUGAAUAUUGAAGACCAGUUAACAUGUGCCUGGCCUUCACCAUUACACAUUUGACACUUAUUAGCUCCCAAUUUAGCAGCAGCAGCAGCAGCAGCAGCAGAAGAGCGGUGGUCUGCUCUGUGUUUUGGCUCUGUGGAGCUGCAGUGAUUAGAAUAAAAAGCUUUAAAUAUUCACUGUUAAACUCCUCUAAGAUCAGCAGAGCAAAACAAAUAGUCUCAGAAACGCAGCCGCUGCCUGGACCUGCAGAAAUGACCGUUUCUUUCUCCUGACCCGAGCGCUUGACCUGCAGUCAGCUGAUGUGUCCCAUACUCUGCCCACAAUGUGUCUUUUUAUACAUAUGGCUGUAUUUUUUAUUAACCCACCUUCUCUUUUGAUUUCCUUUUCAUUCACUUCUUUAACGUUCAGUUUUUUCGGGUUUUAUUACUUUGUUUCAUUCUUUCCUUUUGUAUGUCUUUCUUUUGUACGGUUGUACUGUUUUGUUCUUUAAAUUUAUUUCUAUUGUUUUAUUUCUUUCUUUCCCAUUGCAUUCUGUUUUCCCUUUUGCUUGCUUUCAUUUUUCCCCCCUCUUACUUUUUGAAAAUAUUUUUGUAAUUCAUUCUCUUUUUCUAGUUUACUUCAUCUUUUUACCUCCUUCUCUGUCCUUUUCUGACACAUUUUCACCCUUUAUUUCUGACUUUCUGUUUUCUUACUUUUCUGUUUUUGCGCUUUACAUUUCUUAAUUUCUUUCCUUUGCUUUUGCCUUUUCUUUUUUGUUUCUUCACUCUUUCUCCCCUUCCCUUCUUUCGUUCUUUAUCUUUUUCUUUCUUUUUGUCAUUUUUGCUCACUUUUUUUCUUUAUUUCUUUCUUUCCCAUUGCAUUCUGUUUUCCCUUUUGCUUACUUUCUUUUUUCCCUCUUGCUUUUUGAAAAUCUUUGUCAUUCUCUUUUUCUGACACCUUUUCCCCUUUUUUCCAUUCUUUCUUUUUUCUUACUUUUCUCUUUUUUUUUGCUCUUUAACUUUAUUUCUUUCUUUUUCCUUUUUUAUUUCUAUUGCUUUAUUCUGUUCUUUUUUUGUUGUCUCUCUCUCCCUCAAUUUCUUUUUUCUCUUCUUUUUUUCUUUCUUUCUUUCUUAAUUUUUUUUUUUAUAACCUUUGUAGAUAGUAUUUUUUUUUCGACCAUUGCUGCAAAAGAAUGCAUUUGUGUGCGGGGCAUGGGCAGAUCAGUGGACUUCUAAACGCCAGAAAUGGCCAAUAACUGGUUGCCAUGUAUCAAAGGACCAUGUUUUUUGCGAUUUAUGAGAGAAAUCAAGGCUCGACAACCAGCAAUAUUUUAUGAAACACAGAACGGCUUACGAUUUAAGGGUGUGUGAGUGUGUUUUAACAAGGCUGAGAAUCCUGAUGGUGCUGUUUACUGAGAGGCUGAUCAGACUGUGUGAAUGUGGACAAAAGAGAGAUGAUGAACUUUAAUGGCUGAAAUAAGCAUUAUUAUUUCCUAUUUAAGAAAGCAACAGUCUGCUUGUGUGGUCCUGCAGAAUGUGUGGAGACGUGGUGUGUAUGAGCUGUUGGUUAAUGUAUGUAAUAAUACUCUGUUUACUGAAUCUUGCACUGCGAGCAUGUACAGAAGAACUGAUGAUUAUUGUGUAGCGUGACCCUCUCUCACGUCAGACGUUCUGACACCAUGUGUGCUGAUAUGAACACUGUCCGUGGACCUUUUUCACAUUUAUAGGAAAAGAGCACCUGUCCGAACUGUUGGUUAUAUUUAUUCACAGCAAGAGGCAGCUUGGCUUAAUUUAGCUGUUACUACAAGUAAAAACACACAAAAUGAAGCUUAUUCCUAAACCUUCUGAACUUUACUUAAAUGUGUGAGAAGUCUAAAAUGGAAAGAAAGUAGGAAUAAUUGACUUUAAUUGACUUGUGACAAGAAAAUAAUAUAAAUAAUCUUUUGCUUAAAGGAAGAAUAUCUCAAACCAAACUGUGCACUAAUGUGCAGUGUUAUGGGCAUUUCACUUAGAAUAAUACAAAUAAAUAGCAGUGGAAUUUUGCUUUAAUUUCUCUGUACUGGAUUAAUAAAGUCAGUAAAUCAACACUAUCAGUGCAUCGAGAAGUGAGCUCUGUAUCCACGGUUAUGUUUUUCCCGCACCCUGUAUGCUCAUUGUUGGACCUCUCAUGUCUGGACUACAUUUCAAUAAACUCCCUCAAUAAUGAACACUC
This is a messenger RNA of Astyanax mexicanus (Mexican tetra), 7212 nucleotides long. RefSeq names its product ribosomal protein S6 kinase polypeptide 1 (gene rps6kc1). The transcript is spliced from 17 exons. Gene Ontology annotation, biological process: protein phosphorylation. Bases 90 to 3191 code for a protein of 1033 amino acids. The record is from RefSeq and is a predicted model, not a curated record. Gene Ontology annotation, cellular component: early endosome. NCBI's taxonomy places the organism in Eukaryota, Metazoa, Chordata, Actinopteri, Characiformes, Acestrorhamphidae. Gene Ontology annotation, molecular function: ATP binding; protein kinase activity; phosphatidylinositol binding.